AUGAGCGAGGACAGUAUUAGUCGGCUCCCAUUCUCUCUCAAGAUCUCUGAGGAGCAUUUUUCUUCUAUUGAGGUGUUCCAAUUGCUAACUUCUGGUUCUCCAAACGCGGCCGUUACAAAGGAGGGAGCGGGGGCUCCUGCAAAGCCAAACUUACAUAAGCAGCGGCAGCCGCCUCCCCUACCCGAGCAGCCGCGACAAUGGCGGCGGCACGACUUCCCUGUUGAAAGCUCGAAACUUCGGGACGGGGAGGAAGCCUUCGGAGCCUCUCCAGGCCUCGCUCCCAUUGCUUUCGGCCCGGGAGGUGGAGGAGAGGAUAAAGCCGUUUGCAUUCCUCCCCAAACAAAAGCCCCCGGCUCGGAGGCCGGCGGUGCAAGGGCCGCUUUCCCUUUCAUAAUCAGGCUCUCGGCGCAGGCCGGGGUCCACGGCACCAGCGCGGGAGGGAGCACCCGGGCAGCCGCGGCGGCGGGAGCGGGAGCGGGCGUGCGGCCGGGCUCCGCAGCCCCGCGCCGCGCCCCGCGACCCGCUCGCCGGCCUGCGCGGCCCCCGGAGCGCCCCGUCCCCACGCCCGGCCCAGCCCUGACCCACGCCCGGCCCCGCUCGCACCGCGCCCGGCCGCUGGCGGCUGCCCGCACAUCCUGGAGCUGGCUGGCGCCCCAGAGCUCGGCGAGAACGCGCUUCUUCCGGGCAGCCUCGCCGCGCCGGCCGCCCCCGCGCCCCCGCGCCUGCCUCGCGGACGCCCGGGGCCCCUUCCGCACCCCCGGUCCGCGCUUACCUGCAGCCUGGCACAGCCACAGACACUCGCCGUGGGCUCCCCACGCUCACUGCACGCAGGCCGGGGACGGGAUGGACGCGGGGCGCGGGGGCACGGAGACGAUCCCAGGUACACAGGAGACAGGGAUCACCCUCAAAGCUCCGGAUCCAGCCAAGCCCGCGCCCACGCUCCCGCAUUUACCCAGACACUUUCAGGGAAAAGUCACGGCGGCUGGAGUCCAGAGCCCAUGUCUGGCAGUCGUGAGCCUGGACUCGAUUGCAUUUGCAGCUCGCUCCAGGAGCUCUGAUAAUCAGCACUGUUCUCAUAUCCCUGUUCAGCAAAAGUAAUGGCUCCGUUGCUGUUGAAACCAUGUCGCGUUCCCUCUGACGCGGUGGCUGGGCGGGUGCCGGGCGUCGGACCUGGAAGUCCCUCGGGCUCCCGCGUUUUCUGCUCACCUAAAUACAGGAAGCUGGACAGCAGUACCACACCUCUUUAGAGUCGCUUAUGCUGCUUUAAUACACACCCUUUAACAGCUUUUCGCAAAACACACGCAUAAUUCACAUCUAAAAAUUAAAGCGUGACCUUUCUCUCUGGCUUGUGUGAGGUAACAGGUACAUAGUAAAUAUUUA
Molecule: messenger RNA, 1380 nt
Organism: Equus quagga
Lineage: Eukaryota; Metazoa; Chordata; Mammalia; Perissodactyla; Equidae
Product: translation initiation factor IF-2-like
Exons: 5
Coding region: 1-1098 (365 amino acids)
Source: RefSeq, a predicted model, not a curated record